GUUCGUGUAACAUGGGUGUCAAUAAGAAAAAUAUUUUAGUUUUUCACGUUAUAGCAAUUAUUAAUUUAUGUGAAAACUCUCAAGCGUUUCACGAUUAUAUAGUAAAAACAAAUAGUGGACUCGUCAAGGGAAAAUUAAAUGAAUUUAAAGGCUUUCAUUACUAUUCAUUUGAAGGGAUACCGUAUGCUGAAAAUACUGCCGGCGAAAAUAGAUUUAAGCCGCCUGUGCCCAAAAAACCGUGGUUUCACAUACUUGAUGCAACACGAAAUGGACCUGUUUGUCCACAAAUGGAAAUAAAGUUUAAAAGAAAUCAGAUGAACGAGGAUUGUCUGAGUCUAAAUAUAUAUGUACCAGCAAAAUUAAUAACAAAGCCACUAGCAAUAUUUGUAUAUAUUCAUGGUGGUAGCUACUUCUUGUCUUCAGGAAAUACAGAUUCGACGUACGGUCCUCAGUACUUACUGCAGAAAGAUAUUAUUUUUGUGACAAUGAAUUAUAGAUUGCAUGCACUCGGAUUUUUAUCACUGAAUACUAAGGACGCUUGCGGUAAUUCUGGGAUUAAAGAUGUAAUCCUCUCUUUAAAAUGGAUAAAACAAAAUUUAAAAUAUUUUGGAGGCGAUACAAGUAGAAUAACAGUCGGUGGCCAAAGUUCGGGAGCUACAUUGGCAAAUCUGUUGAUGUUGUCAACUAAUACUAAUGGACUUUUUCAACAGGCAGUUUUGUUAUGCGGUGCUGCUUUUAGUCCUAGAGGUAUUAUAAGGCAUCCCGAGAAUGAAGCGUUCGUCCUGGGUAAUACGUUAGGUGUUAAAAGCAAUGAUUCUACUAACUUAAUAAAUCGUUUAAGGCAGAUGAACGCAUUUGAAAUUACUGAUGCAUUCGAACAAAUGUAUAAAACCAAUGUUAACAUCUUAGCCCCGUAUUCAGCUUUUAUUCCUAGUAUAGACAGAAAGUGUGCCCAACCAAGUGUAGAAGAUGUACCAGCUAAAAUACUCCAAAACAGAAUACCGAAAGUGCCAAUAUUGAUUGGCCAUAAUUCAAACGAAGGCGCUUACAUGUUGAAAACAAUUUUUAAUCAUCUUAAGGAAUUAGAAAAGCUAAAAAACGAUUUAGAAAUGCUUAUACCAACAGAUAUACAGUACCCACCAGGUUCCAAGGAGGCAAAAGAAUUAGCAGAAGCAAUAACUUACUUUUACUUCGGAAAAAAGAAAAUUGCGGGUGAUGAGUUUUGUUUGAUGUGUUUAAUUGAUUAUGUGACUGAUAUUUGGUAUGGUGUGUAUAGCAAUGAUGCUUGGAUAAUGAAAUAUAAAAAACAGAGUAAUAGUAAGGAUGUUUAUUUUUACGAAUUUGAUUUUGAUGGUAUGCUGAAUUGGGCCAAAAUCACAUAUGGAUUGAAUUCAACGGGAGCUAUCCAUGCUGAUGAAUUAGGAUACCUUUUUCGCACCACAGUGACGUCAUUUCUUGAUUAUGUCGACAGUAGAAGCAAGAAAAUGCUGGUCACAAUGACUGAUUUUCUAACUAACUUUGUUAAAUAUGGAAAUCCAACGCCUCCACAUAUGAAUAAUGACAUAGUAUGGUCCGAAUAUGGCAAAGAAGGAAACUUUUUACACAUAAACGAUAAUUUAAGAGUUAUGCGACGUGGGACGACUGUUAGAAUGGCCAAAGUCAACUUUUGGGACAAAGUGUAUGAAGACUAUUUAAGUUACGUGAAACGCGGUGGAAAAAUAACACAAAAAACUGUGUAAUAUAAUCUACCAUAACUAACUAUUCAUUAGAAUUUUUAUUUAUAUAAAUUAGAAUUCUUUUAACCCACAUCAAAAAACA
This is a messenger RNA of Pieris rapae (cabbage white), 1818 nucleotides long. RefSeq names its product juvenile hormone esterase-like. NCBI's taxonomy places the organism in Eukaryota, Metazoa, Arthropoda, Insecta, Lepidoptera, Pieridae. The transcript has 4 exons. The record is from RefSeq and is a predicted model, not a curated record. Bases 12 to 1739 code for a protein of 575 amino acids.